Mangifera indica (mango) is the source of this 752-nucleotide messenger RNA. Its product is annotated as ubiquitin-conjugating enzyme E2-17 kDa-like. Gene Ontology annotation, biological process: protein polyubiquitination. Bases 26 to 472 code for a protein of 148 amino acids. The transcript is spliced from 4 exons. Gene Ontology annotation, molecular function: ubiquitin conjugating enzyme activity. Gene Ontology annotation, cellular component: nucleus. The record is from RefSeq and is a predicted model, not a curated record. NCBI's taxonomy places the organism in Eukaryota, Viridiplantae, Streptophyta, Magnoliopsida, Sapindales, Anacardiaceae.
UUUUUGUGUCGAUUGGUUUGGUUUGAUGGCGUCGAAACGCAUCUUAAAGGAGCUCAAAGAUUUACAGAAGGAUCCUCCAACAUCAUGCAGUGCAGGUCCGGUCGGUGAAGACAUGUUUCAUUGGCAAGCAACGAUUAUGGGUCCUGCUGAUAGCCCUUAUACCGGUGGAGUCUUUCUUGUUUCCAUUCAUUUCCCUCCUGAUUAUCCUUUUAAGCCCCCUAAGGUUGCAUUUAGGACUAAAGUUUUCCACCCUAAUAUUAAUAGCAAUGGAAGUAUAUGUCUAGAUAUUCUUAAGGAACAGUGGAGUCCAGCACUCACCAUUUCCAAGGUGCUGUUAUCUAUAUGCUCUCUUUUGACAGACCCAAACCCUGAUGAUCCCCUUGUCCCUGAAAUUGCUCACAUGUAUAAGACUGACAGAACCAAGUAUGAGGCCACGGCUCGCAGCUGGACUCAGAAAUAUGCAAUGGGUUGAUGGUGAUAAAUUGCCAGACAACUUGGAUAGAAAUCAGGAGUUAAUUAUCCUCCGCAUUUUGGUAAAAUUAGGAGAAAAUGUCUAGAGUAUCAUCUUUCCUGUUUUCUUGUCAUUAUUGGGACUGUUGUUACUGUCUGUGUUCUUUAUGAAUAUUUUGUUUGGAGAAGACAUUUACAGAAGUGGGGAAACAACUUUAUUAUAAUGUUCUUAUCUUAUAAUUGUUGGUAUUAGAAAAUAUGCCAGAACUUGAAUAAUAACCACUUACGGGCAAGUUGUGAAA